Molecule: messenger RNA, 939 nt
Organism: Spirodela intermedia
Lineage: Eukaryota; Viridiplantae; Streptophyta; Magnoliopsida; Alismatales; Araceae
Source: the annotation of a GenBank genome assembly
AUGGUGAAGCUCGUGUUUGGAAGAUUCAGGGACUCCUUCACCCUAGGGUCCGUCAAGGCUUACAUUGCGGAGUUCAUCGCAACGCUGCUCUUCGUGUUCGCCGGCGUCGGCUCCGCCGUCGCCUACGGUGAGAUACGUCGGCUCCGCCGCUCUCGCCGGCGUGGCUGCGUGGUUCAUUCAGGUCCGCCAAUGGCGUGGCGACUAAUGCGGUCCGGUUGAUCUGAACAGGGAAGCUAACCAAUGGCGCGGCGUUGGACCCGGCCGGCCUGGUGGCCGUCGCCUUAGCCCACUCGCUGGCGCUGUUCGUCGGCGUCUCCAUGGCUGCCAACGUCUCGGGGGGCCACCUCAACCCAGCCGUCACCCUAGGCCUGGCCGUUGGUGGCUACAUCACGAUCCUCACCGGUAUCUUCUACUGGGUCGCGCAGCUGCUCGGCUCCAUCGCCGCCUGCUUUCUGCUUAAGUUUGUCACCGGCGGACUGGUAAUCUUCCUCCAAUCAGUUCGCAGAGAGGAAAACAAACGUCCUCCCGAGUUUCUGACCACCGCGUCGUCAUCUUCCACGGCAGGCGAUUCCCACGCACGGCGUGGCCGCCGGUUUGAGCGAGGUCGAAGGCGCGUUCAUGGAGAUCGUCAUCACAUUCGCGCUCGUGUACACGGUCUACGCCACCGCCGCUGACCCCAGGAAGGGCCCUGUCGGCACUGUCGCGCCCAUUGCGAUUGGGUUCAUCGUCGGCGCCAACAUCCUCGCCGCUGGGCCAUUCAGCGGCGGGUCGAUGAACCCUGCCCGCUCCUUCGGACCCGCCGUCGCCGGCGGGAACUUCACCGGCAACUGGGUCUACUGGGUUGGCCCGCUCAUCGGCGGCGCGUUCGCGGGGCUGGUCUACAGCAGCGUCUUCAUCGGAUCUUACGAGCCGAUCCCCGCCUCCAACGACUAUGCUUGA